CAUAAGGCAACAUUUCUCAUGAAACGUUUUAGAAAUCAGAACUAAAUUCUGGAUCGCAGAAUGCCUCCUGGGACCGUGGAGCAGCCAGGGUCAGCCUGGAGGGGUCUGCAGGUUUUCUGCAGGUGUGCCUUUGAUCUAAGUGUCAGUAUUUACAGGUCGCUGUAAUAAAGUAGGUGUAAGCGCUUUAUUCAAAACGCCGCCAUCCUGCGGACCGCAGUGAUAUGGCCGCUCCCAGCCAAUCGGUGUCAAGGCCGCAAACAUCAAAGAGGAGAUGAGCCAACCAUGUCCGCUCCGGACACCCAUCCCGACAUGGAGCACCUCUCCGGACUAUAUAUUCAAGAGCUGUUGACGGCUCGAGGUGACCGCUUAUCUUUGUGGAGACGCGACGAGACGUACUGGAGCAGGUUUAAUUCGCAUUGGCCCUGUCAUCAACGACUAUUCAGCCCUGGAGCUGCUCGACAGGAUGGCCACAGGCGCCGGCGAGUGUGCCGGGAAGGCCAGUCAGUACCGGGUGGACCACCUCCUCAGCGCCGUGGAGAGUGAGCUGCAGGCCGGCAGCGAGAAGGGCGACCCCACGGAGAGAGAGCUGAAAGUGUCCCUGGACGAGAACGAGCUGUGGCAGAAAUUUAAGGAUCUUACAAAUGAAAUGAUAGUCACGAAGAACGGCAGGCGCAUGUUUCCGGUGCUGAAGGUGAACGUGUCUGGAUUGGACCCGAACGCCAUGUAUUCUGUCCUGCUGGACUUCGUAUCCGCGGACAACCACAGGUGGAAGUACGUGAACGGGGAGUGGGUCCCCGGUGGCAAACCCGAGCCUCAAACCCCCAGCUGUGUGUACAUACACCCGGACUCUCCAAACUUCGGGGCGCACUGGAUGAAGGCUCCCGUCUCCUUCAGUAAAGUCAAACUCACCAAUAAGCUCAACGGAGGCGGUCAGAUAAUGUUGAAUUCCUUACACAAGUACGAGCCACGCAUCCACAUUGUGCGGGUUGGAGGCCCGAGGAGGAUGAUCACCAGCCACUCUUUCCCAGAGACACAGUUCAUUGCAGUAACCGCAUACCAAAACGAAGAGAUAACUGCUCUUAAAAUAAAGUACAACCCUUUUGCCAAGGCCUUCCUAGAUGCAAAGGAGAGAACUGAUACCAAAGAUAUAAGAGAAGAUAUGAAUGAAAACCAGCAGUCGACUUACUCUCAGUUAGGUGGUUGGUUUAUUCCUCCUGCCAGUCCUCACAGCCAGUUUGGCAGUCCCAUCUCCCUCUCUCCGUCCCACGGCUGUGAGCGCUACUCCACCCUGAGGAGCCACCGCUCUGCCCCCUACACCAGUCCGUACGCCCAUCGGACCAACUCGCCCAUCAGUUACUCCGAUAACUCGUCGGCCUGUCUGUCAGUGCUCUCGAGCCACGACAACUGGUCCGGCCUACAGAUGCCAACACACACCGGCAUGAUGCCAGUGGCCCACAACUCCACCUCUGGUAGCAACUCCAGUCAGUACACCAGCCUGUGGUCUGUGAGUAACUCGCCCCUGACUCCCAUGUCGCAGAACGGGGGGACAAACAACAGCCUGAGCUCACAGUUCCUCCGAGGGUCCGGCAGCCACUACCCCGGCCUGUCUCCCUCAGUCGCAGUGCCCUCCUCUGGCUCUCCCAUGUACGACAGUGGCACGGCCACGGAGGUGCUCGAGUACGACACCUCUCCACACGGGCGGCUACCUUCGGCCUGGACUCCUGUGACACCUCCGUCCCUCUGAUGGAAGCACCUCUGCAAGCGCAAGAGUUGCCCGGGGGGGGGUCGCUUAAUCUGCUGCAACUUAAAGGGAGAAUCAAUUGAAAAUUAAAUCUACACAACCCAAGAAGAAGCAACCAAGACUUUGAAUUCUUGAACGCCUUAAAAAUGUGCUUUGGUUUCAAUACAUUUCUGAGAAAUUCAGUGUUUUUAACUCAAAUACAUGUUAUGUUUAUGGUUAUUUUUGUUAUUAGUUUUUAGAUUGUUUUCCUUAGAAUGUUUUGUGCAGCAGGGAACACAUGUAUUUUCUUUUUCAUUUUCAUUUUGUGAACCAAAAUUCAUCAUUAACAUGCUUAUAUUAAGCAAUACGUACAGGUAAGACAUUAAGAAAUUUUAAUUAAGAAAAUAUGUACAGUUGAAAUGUGUUUAUUGAUUUUUAAUGUUGUUUACAGUGUAAAUGAGAAAGUACCUGAGGAGUAACAUGUAAAUAGAUAAAUCUGGCCUUUUUGUACCAUGACAACGAGUUUAUCUUCCAGAUUAUUUAAAAAAAGAAAUAAAAUGUAAUUUCAGUACUCUGCUAUGCAGAUGCUACACAACUUUUGUUGUCAUCAGAAACAUGCUGAUGUCUCUUAAGUGGCUGUUUUUGAGACAUGACGUUCUUGAAUGCGCUUUGCUCAUUGCACACUCCACUGCUCUUGUUGUUUUUCACUCUGGCGUUUCAUCCUACAGUGCAGUAUCUGGUUAUUGACGCUCCUCCAACUGUUAUUUCUAAAUAUACCAUCUUCCCAUGUUGAUCUUAACGUCAGGUCCAGUGAAGGACUAUUAUUAACUAUUCU
Messenger RNA from Acanthopagrus latus (yellowfin seabream), 2555 nucleotides. RefSeq names its product T-box transcription factor Tb (gene tbxtb). Gene Ontology annotation, biological process: somitogenesis; cell fate specification; regulation of transcription by RNA polymerase II. NCBI's taxonomy places the organism in Eukaryota, Metazoa, Chordata, Actinopteri, Spariformes, Sparidae. The coding region runs from base 464 to 1744 and encodes 426 amino acids. The record is from RefSeq and is a predicted model, not a curated record. Gene Ontology annotation, cellular component: nucleus. The transcript has 8 exons. Gene Ontology annotation, molecular function: RNA polymerase II cis-regulatory region sequence-specific DNA binding; DNA-binding transcription factor activity, RNA polymerase II-specific.